AUGCCACUGCGCCGACAUCGACACCAACCACUCUCGGCGUUUACCUUGCCGUCGUGUGUCGGGUGCCUCGACAGAAGGCCAGGAAUGCUCCCCGUGGUGCGGCCAACCCUUCUCGGUGCCGCUCAACUUCCCCACCACGCAUCCGCUGGGCUCUCGCCUGGAUGGACGCUCUUCCCGGCAACUCAACCAUGGAGUGUACGUCGCGCCGGGGAGGUCUCCAGCCGGUGGAUGUUUUUCUUUUCGGCCUCGAAGGGCUGGGGUAGUGGUGACAUCGGGUAG
Messenger RNA from Triticum turgidum subsp. durum (durum wheat), 279 nucleotides. The record is from the annotation of a GenBank genome assembly. Lineage: Eukaryota; Viridiplantae; Streptophyta; Magnoliopsida; Poales; Poaceae.